Daldinia vernicosa is the source of this 1774-nucleotide messenger RNA. RefSeq names its product fatty acid desaturase-domain-containing protein. Gene Ontology annotation, molecular function: oxidoreductase activity. Lineage: Eukaryota; Fungi; Ascomycota; Sordariomycetes; Xylariales; Hypoxylaceae. Bases 434 to 1636 code for a protein of 400 amino acids. The transcript is spliced from 4 exons. Gene Ontology annotation, biological process: lipid metabolic process. The record is from RefSeq and is a predicted model, not a curated record.
CCAAGAUCGAAACCCCAGGACCCCUAUCCAUUCUGAAGCCGACUCAGAACUGUGUUGAGGCUUAUCCAGCUGAUCUCAACGAAGAUUUACAUACGUUCCAGACCCCCACGUGUAACUUGUAAAAGGGAAAAGGGUUGGUGGAGUAUUAUUCCAAAGACAGGCGCCCCCUUUUUUUCUUUUUUUUCCUUAACCCUAGACUAGGUAGAUAUGGGGUUAAAAGGCAAUGGCACUAAUAAUAAAACCUGCCCCGGCGAAAAUUUUCGCAAACAUUCAAAACGCGGACACGAGACCCUGAAGUUUUCUUUCCUUCUCUCUAUCUUCUCUAGAGACAGGUGAAUUGCAGGUCAUUCGAGGAGUAUUCAGCCGAGAAUACUGAAAAGUCGCCUAAGCUGGUCCAUACUGCUGCUAUCGGCUUAAAGCAGAUCCAUUAGUUAUGUCGACAGUUACUACUCAGACUGAAGCGCCUGUCGCGAGGUCUCGCGUAGUGCAGUUGAAAACCAAGUCAGAGCAGCCGGCACUGCCAGACAUUAACACUAUCCGAAAGGCUAUUCCUCCUCACUGUUUCCAGCCUUCAACAUGGAGAUCGCUAGGCUAUGUUGCGCGGGAUCUCGCCAUGGCCGCCGCACUUACCUACGGGGCCUUGACAUAUAUCCCUUCUGUAUCUAAUCCAGCCUAUCGUACUUCUCUGUGGGUUGUCUACGGAUUUCUCCAAGGUCUCGUCGGUGUCGGGCUUUGGAUCUUAGCGCAUGAGUGCGGGCACGGCGCUUUCUCAGUCCAUCGACGUCUUAAUGACACAGUUGGCUGGGUUUUGCACUGCGCUUUGGGUGUACCUUACUUCUCGUGGAAGUUCUCUCACGCUCGCCAUCACCGUUUCACCGGCCAUAUGCAGAAGGAUAUGGCUUUCGUCCCGCAGACGAAGCCCUCCUGGUUUGUUCGAUCGCUAGGAGAUGCUUUGAGUUCUUUCGUCAACGCUGAAGUUCUGGAGGAUGCGCCUCUGGUGAAUCUGAUCCGUCUACUCGGCCAGCAACUUGGAGGGUGGCAAGUGUAUAUGCUUCUCAACGCAACGGCUGGAGAUGAUAGCAUGCAGAACUUGGAGGCCAAAUGGUGGAGGCGCAGCCACUUGGAUCCUUUCAGCGGAGUAUUCCGCCCCCAGGAAGCUCUCUACGUUCUGAUUUCGGAUGUGGGCCUUGCACUUGUAGCUGCAGGCCUCUACUAUAGCUCGUUGGCUCUUGGGUGGCAAACCGUGUUCCUCUUAUACGGAGUUCCGUAUCUCUGGGUGAACCAUUGGCUAGUUGCUAUUACCUAUCUUCACCAUACACACAAGGACGUCCCUCAUUAUGACGGUGAACGAUGGACUUUUGUAGCCGGAGCUUUAGCUACUGUUGAUCGUGAUUUUGGCUGGAUUGGCCGCCACAUAUUCCAUGGUAUUAUCGAUACCCACGUCGUGCACCACCUGUUCUCGAAAAUUCCUUUCUAUCACGCCGAAGAAGCCACCAGAGCGAUUAAGCCUCUUCUCGGUGAUCUCUACCACAGCGACGAGCAUUCAUUUAUGGGCUCAUUAUGGGAAACAUCUCGUACUUGCCAAUACGUAGAAAGCGACCCGACCAACCCGGGAGUUAUGAAAUGGGCUAAAUAGACUUUUCUGAAGAGUUAGAAGGUUCAGCACCAAUCGCGACGAACUCUCUAGAGUUUAGAACACAUUAGAGAAGCAUAGGCAUGGAGCAACAUAGAGUAUAGACAUGAAUAGAAUUUUCAAGAUGUAUUGUGUUGACGA